AGUUUCCGGCGCAGCACAAGUGUAAAUAUAUCAAACAUUCAUUGGCUAGAUAUAUAGUAGAUAUACACAAGCUAAAGUGAAACACGUAUUUUCUACAUAUUAUCGCAUUCAGAUAUAAUAUUUUUAGCAAGGAAAAGAAGGCACCAUAUUUCUUAGCGACCAUGAAGGUAGUAGUCCAGAGGGUUGCCCAUGCAAGCGUUUCAGUUGAUGGGAAGCUGAUCAGUGAAAUUGGCAAGGGAAUAUGUGUCCUAGUUGGACUAUCCAAGCAUGAUACAACAAAAGAUGUUGAAUAUAUGAGCCGGAAGCUGCUGAGUCUGCGCGUGUUCGAGGACGCCGAGGGGCGGCGGUGGGCGCGCGGCGUGCGGGACGCCGGCCUCGAGCUGCUCUGCGUCAGCCAGUUCACACUCUACUGCCAGCUGAAGGGCAACAAGCCCGACUACCGGCACGCGAUGGGCGGCGAGGAGGCGCGGCAGCUCUACCAGCAGCUGGUGGACCAGCUCCGAGCCGACUACAGCCAGCACAAGGUCAAAGAUGGUGUGUUCGCGGCUUACAUGCAGGUCUCGAUUCAGAACGACGGGCCCGUUACAAUCACGCUGGAGUCGCCAUCGUCUGGAGGCGCGGACAGCAAAGCCGGCGACACCGAGGCGAGUUGACCCGACCGCAGUCGAAGCAACCAUUCGACCCAUUCACUGCGCUUGAGAUGAUUCGUCGCCACUGACUUGUUGUUUUACCUUCACAGGUCCAAUUGAUAAAACUUAAAAUAUAUUUAUACGCAUA
This is a messenger RNA of Amphibalanus amphitrite, 777 nucleotides long. RefSeq names its product D-aminoacyl-tRNA deacylase-like. The record is from RefSeq and is a predicted model, not a curated record. Gene Ontology annotation, biological process: tRNA metabolic process. The transcript is spliced from 4 exons. Gene Ontology annotation, cellular component: cytoplasm. The coding region runs from base 162 to 653 and encodes 163 amino acids. Gene Ontology annotation, molecular function: D-tyrosyl-tRNA(Tyr) deacylase activity. Lineage: Eukaryota; Metazoa; Arthropoda; Thecostraca; Balanomorpha; Balanidae.